CAGGUCAUGUGAUUCGGUGUAAAUCCCCAGCCGCUGGCACAGUGUGGGGAGAUCAGAUACGGGCAGACAGGAUGGGGAGCUGCCGGGGGAUCUGUCUGCUGCUAUUGCUGGCCUGUGUACCUGUGAUCCGGGGCUGCGGGGAGGAGACCUGCCCAGCAGCUCCCGAUGGCUUCUUGAACGUACACCUGAUCCCUCACACACAUGAUGAUGUGGGCUGGUUGAAGACCGUAGAUCAGUAUUACUAUGGAGGGAAUAACAGCAUCCAGCACGCUGGCGUGCAAUAUAUUUUGGACUCGGUGAUCCCUCAGUUGCUUGCGGACCCCAAAAGGAGAUUUAUCUAUGUGGAGAUGGCGUUUUUCUGGCGCUGGUGGCAGCAACAGAAUAAGUCUGUACAGAAAGAUGUAGUACAGUUAUUACAAGAAGGUCGCUUGGAAUUUAUAAAUGGUGGCUGGUCUAUGAACGACGAAGCCGCCGCGCACUACAAUGCCAUCAUUGACCAGAUGACUCUAGGCUUGCAGUUCUUGGAGAACACGUUUGGUGAAUGCGGUAGACCGCGGAUCGCUUGGCACAUCGAUCCCUUUGGACACUCCAGGGAGCAGGCUUCCUUGUUUGCACAGAUGGGCUUUGAUGGCUUGUUCUUCGGCCGUCUGGAUUAUCAGGAUAAAACCAAUCGAGAAAAGGCCCGGCAAAUGGAGAUGGUUUGGCGAGCGAGUGAUGAUUUAGAAAUGCCCAGUGCUGAUCUCUUUACUGGGGUACUUCCAAAUGGUUACAACCCCCCAGAUGGCUUCUGCUGGGAUCAGCUGUGCAGUGACAUGCCAAUCAUGGACGACUCAAAACUAGAAGAUUAUAACGUAGAUGUCGUGUUGGCCAAUUUCCUGGCAGCUGUAAAUGUCCAGGCAUCAAGGUACCAAUCGAAUCACCUCGUUAUGACGAUGGGCUCAGAUUUUCAAUACGAAAAUGCCCUCCCGUGGUUUAAGAACAUGGACAAACUCAUCAGUCUAGUAAAUGCUCAGCAAGCAAAUGGAAGUAAAGUGAAUGUGUUGUACUCCACCCCAAGCUGUUACCUGAGUGCACUGAAUAGGGCCAACCUCAGCUGGCCAGUGAAGACGGACGACUUCUUCCCAUAUGCCGAUGGAGCUCACAAAUUCUGGACGGGAUACUUCACCAGCCGCCCAGGCUUCAAGGGCUACGAAAGGCUCAGUAACAACUUUCUGCAGGUCUGUAAUCAGCUGGAGGCUUUGACUGGAGCAGCUGCAACACAUGGACCAUAUGGGACCAGCAGCAGCUUGGAGCUCAGGCGAGCCAUGGGAGUAGCUCAGCAUCAUGAUGCUGUAACGGGCACCGCAAAGCAGCAUGUGAAUGAUGACUAUACUCUGCGUCUCUUUAAGGGUUGGAAAGCCUGUGAGGUUGUGGUCAGUAAUGCUCUCUCCAGUCUGACAGGGACUAAAGAAAACUUUGUGUUUUGCAAUCUACUGAACAUUAGUGUGUGUCCUUCAACAGAGAUGUCUAAAUCCUUCAAUGUGGUUAUCUACAAUCCUUUGGGACGUGCGGUGACGCAGUAUGUUCGUCUUCCUGUGAAUGGCGAGGUUUACAUGGUUAAAAGUCCUUCUGGUGAAUCUGUUCCAAGUGAGGUAGUUCCGGUUUCGAUGUUCACAAAGGAGGUUCGCAGAAACAAAGGUAGCGCUCAGCGAGAACUGGUUUUUCCGGGACAAAUCCCUCCACUGGGCUACAGCAAAUUUACAGUUGAGAAGCUCCACGCUCAGGAGCGAUUCUUCCGGAAGAAGGUUGAGAAAAACCCAUUAAUGAUUGAGAACAAGUUUUACAGAGUGGACUUUGACCCAGACACAGGGCUGAUAAGCAAAAUCCAGAAUCUGGAGAAGCAGAUUGCCCUUCCUGUAAAACAGAGUUACUACUGGUAUAAAGCCAGCAAAGGUAAUUCAGACAGUUCUCAGACUUCAGGAGCCUAUAUAUUCCGACCAAACCAGUCAGAGCCAGUGCCAAUGUCACAGACUGUCCGGAGUUAUCUGGUGAAGAAUUCCCUGGUGCAGGAGGUGUAUCAGAACUUCUCGUGGUGCUCUCAGGUGGUCCGUCUGUACUCUGAUCAGAGAUAUGUGGAGCUGGAAUGGACGGUGGGACCUAUUCCAAUAGAGGAUUACAGGGGGAAGGAAGUCAUCAGCCGCUUUGACACAAAUUUGCAGACAGGUGGACUAUUUUAUACAGAUGCCAAUGGAAGGCAAAUCUUACAGAGAAGGAGAAAUUCCCGUGACACAUGGGCUUUCCAGCAGACAGAACCAGUGGCCGGGAACUAUUACCCAGUAAACAGCCGCAUCUUUAUCAAG
This is a messenger RNA of Rana temporaria (common frog), 2339 nucleotides long. RefSeq names its product mannosidase alpha class 2B member 1 (gene MAN2B1). Gene Ontology annotation, cellular component: lysosome. Lineage: Eukaryota; Metazoa; Chordata; Amphibia; Anura; Ranidae. The record is from RefSeq and is a predicted model, not a curated record. Gene Ontology annotation, molecular function: carbohydrate binding; alpha-mannosidase activity. Gene Ontology annotation, biological process: mannose metabolic process.